Messenger RNA from Pogona vitticeps (central bearded dragon), 3115 nucleotides. The record is from RefSeq and is a predicted model, not a curated record. Lineage: Eukaryota; Metazoa; Chordata; Lepidosauria; Squamata; Agamidae.
UGAUGGGUUUUGGGGUGAGGGAUUUCUCUGCGGCUCGCUAGCCAGCCUCCAGUCUCGCCGGGGCUGCCGCUGUUUUUUUUUCUUUUCAAACUGUAUUUUUUUUGGUUUUUUUUUAAAUGAGGGGAGCUUUAGUUUCCUAAGUUUGCAACUCUAGUAGACACACAUACUCAGGCGUAAGGCCCAUGGACCUCAAUGGGGCUUUCUUCUGAAUAGGUAAAAAAGUGACACCGCAUGGUUUGCUGUCAUCUUUAAUGGUGGGAUUCCUACAUAGCUCUGCGUGGCUUCUUCUGAAGCUGUUCUUUAGGACUGCUUGAAUAUUCUGAAUAUUUCAGGUCUGUUUUGGAUUCUGUUGAGACUGGAAUAUGUCAGCUUCAAAAAAGGACUGAGUUGUCGUCUCCCUGUCUUGUCUGAUUCUGUUCAUAAAAACUUUUCCAGAGCAGCAACAUUUUGGUGUGGCUCAUACCCCUGCCAUAGCAGGCAAGGGGCUGAGAGGGAGCUGUCAGCAUGGCAGAUACAUUGGAAUUCAAUGAAAUAUACCAGGAGGUGAAGGGAUCUAUGAAUGAUGGCCGUCUCCGGCUAAGCCGUCAAGGUGUGAUUUUCAAGAACAGCAAAACAGGAAAAGUUGACAACAUUCAGGCCUCAGAGUUGGCAGAGGGCAUCUGGCGCCGAGUGGCAUUGGGUCAUGGUCUCAAGCUAGUUACGAAGAGUGGUCAUGUCUACAAGUAUGAUGGAUUCAGAGAGACGGAGUUCGACAAACUCUCAGAUUUUUUCAAGACUCACUUCCACUUGGAGCUGGUUGAAAAAGACCUGUGUGUUAAGGGGUGGAACUGGGGAACAGUGAAGUUUGGAGGGCAGCUUCUCUCAUUUGACAUUGGGGAACAGCCAGUUUUUGAGAUUCCACUCAGUAAUGUAUCUCAGUGCACAACUGGCAAGAACGAGGUGACACUGGAAUUCCACCAGAAUGAUGAUGCUGAGGUAUCACUCAUGGAGGUGCGCUUCUAUGUGCCACCCACCCAGGAGGAUGGUGUGGACCCUGUGGAGGCCUUUGCACAAAAUGUGUUAUCCAAGGCAGAUGUCAUCCAGGCCACUGGAGAUGCCAUCUGCAUUUUCCGGGAACUGCAGUGCUUGACACCACGUGGGCGCUAUGACAUACGCAUCUACCCCACCUUCCUUCACCUCCAUGGCAAGACUUUUGACUACAAGAUCCCCUAUACGACUGUUCUGCGGCUUUUCCUGCUACCCCAUAAAGACCAACGCCAGAUGUUCUUUGUGAUCAGCUUAGAUCCUCCCAUAAAACAAGGCCAAACUCGCUACCACUUUCUUAUCCUGCUCUUCUCUAAGGAUGAGGACAUCUCUUUGACUCUCAACAUGAAUGAGGAUGAAGUUGAGAAACGCUUUGAGGGAAGGCUCACUAAGAAUAUGUCUGGUUCCCUGUAUGAGAUGGUCAGUCGUGUUAUGAAAGCCCUUGUAAACCGCAAGAUCACAGUGCCUGGAAACUUUCAAGGGCAUUCUGGGGCCCAGUGUAUCACAUGCUCUUACAAGGCUAGCUCUGGACUCCUGUACCCUUUGGAACGGGGCUUCAUCUAUGUGCAUAAGCCACCUGUUCACAUCCGCUUUGAUGAAAUCUCUUUCGUAAAUUUUGCCCGUGGGACCACAACAACACGCUCUUUCGAUUUUGAGAUAGAAACAAAGCAGGGGACACAGUACACUUUCAGCAGCAUAGAAAGAGAGGAAUAUGGCAAGCUGUUUGACUUUGUGAAUGCCAAGAAGUUGAACAUCAAGAACCGAGGACUCAAAGAGGGCAUGAAGAAUAUGCCCUAUGAUGAAUAUGCUGGCUCAGAUGAAGACUCCCAUGAUGCUUACUUAGAGCGUAUGAAGGAGGAGGGCAAGAUUCGCGAGGAGAAUGCGAAUGACAGCAGCGAAGACUCCGGGGAGGAGACAGAUGAAUCAUUCAAUCCUGUGGAGGAGGAAGAAGAUGUGGCAGAAGAGUUUGAUAGCAAUGCUUCAGCCAGCUCAUCUAGCAAUGAAGGAGAUAGUGAUGAGAGGAAGAAGCCUGCCAAAAAAGCCAAAAUUGUCAAGGAACGCAAGCCACGCAAGAAGCCAUCUGAGGGUAAAAAAGGGAAAGAUCCCAAUGCCCCCAAAAGACCUUUGUCUGCCUACAUGCUCUGGCUGAAUGCCAAUCGUGACAAGAUCAGGUCAGACAGUCCUGGCAUGAGUGUCACUGAUGUGUCCAAGAAGGCUGGAGAACUGUGGAAGGGGAUGUCCAAGGAGAAGAAAGAGGAAUGGGAACGUAAAGCUGAAGAAGCCAAGAGGGACUAUGAGAAGGCCAUGAAAGACUACAGUGAGGGGGGCAAGUCGGACAGCUCCAAAAAAGAAAAAUCCAAGAAGAAAAAGAAGCCAGAGAAGCCAGGGAAAGGCAGACCAGAGAGGAAGGCUGCUCCUCCUCCAAAAUCUGUUACCAGCAAGAGUCCUUUGAAGCAGCUAGGCGGCGAGAGCUUUAAGAGCAAGGAAUUUGUUUCAAGUGAUGAAAGCUCCUCGGGCGAGGACAAGAAGGAGGACUCAGAUGAAGAAGAGAUUGCCAGCACUCCACCUAGUUCAGCAGAUUCUGGCUCUGGAUCAGAUUAGCAGGAAAUUACCCACACGACCACUUGGGUUCCCUUAUCCUCAUUACAGGUGGUGUGGCUGUUAUGUUUCUGAGGUGGGACUUACUGGACACAGUUUCAUCCAGAGAGGUAGACUGGAGAGCUGGUGCCAUGUGGGAGUAUCAGCCAUGCUUCAGUGGCCUAUUAAGCUCGUUCCCUGUCUCAGUAUUGCAGGUUGUAGUCAGGGCCAGUUGUUACAUCUGAAGAGGGAGGAUGCUACUAAGAGAGAGGGAGGAUGGAGAAAGCCAAUCAUCCCCCCCCCCAAUCUCUAUGUUGUUCUAGAUGCACUGUAUCCUGUUAGAGGGUGUUCUGGGCAGCAUGUGGCAUACAGCUGGGACACUAUGCAGCCUCACCAGUCAGAUUCAAAUGGUGUUCCUCCCGUUUAUUUUCCCUUUCUUUUUACAAAAUUCUCUUUGUAUUUCUGUUUUAUUGUGGCUGAUUUAAUAAAAAGCAAGUGAAUUUGAGUCAGAUUU